CCCGCCCCUCUCCCCGCCCCUCCCGAGCCGGUGCCGCCCGAUCCCGGCGAGGCUUAGCAGGACAGCUUCAGCAGACCGCACAGCAGCAUGUGGCUGUACGCGAUGCUCUUCCUCCUUCUCCUCCUCCUCUCCCUCUUCCUCCUUCUCGCCCGGGUCGUGCUGGGCUCGGGGCGCGAACCCAACCCCUUCGCCACCGACGCCCGGCGCCCGCCCGCCCCGCUCGUUACCGACAAGGCUGUCCGCAGGACCGUGGUCAAGACAGUUUUCUCAGCAGAUAAAGUCCCCGCGGAGCUCGAUGCCAUCGUGAUUGGCAGCGGCAUCGGGGGGCUGGCAGCUGCCACGCUGCUGGCCAAGGUGGGCAAGAGGGUGCUGGUGCUGGAGCAGCAUGGCAAGCUGGGGGGCUGCUGCCACACCUUCACCGAGAAGGGCUUCGAGUUCGACACUGGGAUCCACUACUUGGGCCAGAUGCAUGAGGGCUCUCCGGCUCGCACGCUGCUGGACCAGCUGACGGAGGGGCAGCUGCAGUGGGCACGGCUGCCAGCUGCCCACGACGCGGUGGUGCUGGGGGAGCCGGGAGCCGGUGCCAGGAUCGUUCGCAUCCAUUCCGGGCAGCAGGAAUAUUUCCGCACCCUCAAGGAGCAGUUCCCGGCCGAGGGAGCUGCAAUCGAUGAGUUCGAGAGGCUGGUGAAGAGCGUGGACAAGGGCAUGGUUCUGCUCGGCCUCCUGAAGAUGGUACCGCGGGCGCUGGCACUGCUGCUGUGCCGCUCGGGGCUCCUGCCUUGGCUCUUCCUCUUCUGCCGCCUGGCAUCGCGCAGCGUGAAGGAGGUGGUGGAGGGGCUCACUGCCGACCCCGAGCUCCGAGCUGUCUUCAGCUACCUCUUCCCCACCUACGGCGUGGUGCCCUCCAAGGCCAGCUUCACCAUGCAUGGCAUCCUGGUCAACCACUUCCUGGAUGGGGCCUGGUACCCCCGCGGCGGGUCCGGGGAAAUCGCCUUCCACCUGAUUCCUGUCAUCAGGAAGAGUGGAGGCAACGUGCUGGGAAGGGCACCAGUGGAGAAGAUCCUGCUGGAUUCCCAGGGCAGAGCUUGUGGUGUGAGUGUGAAGAAAGGCCAAGAGCUGCUGAACAUCUUUGCCCCCAUUGUCAUUUCUGAUGCUGGAGUCUUCAACACCUACCAGCGGCUGCUGCCCGCCAAGGCACAGGCACUGCCAGAGAUCCAGGCGCAGCUGGGCAGGGCGGUGCACGGCGAGGGAGGCUUCAGCAUCUUCAUCGGCGUCAACGGCUCCAAGGAGGAGCUGGGGCUGGAGCCCAUCAACUACUUUGUGUAUCCAGGGAGCGACUUGGAUGAAUUAGCAGGGAGCUACCUGGCAUCCUCCAGAGAAGAAGCUGCCAAGAGGAUCCCUCUGCUCUUUGUCACUUGCCCCUCGGCCAAAGACCCCACCUGGGAACAGAGGUACCCAGGCAAAUCCACCCUGGUCAUGAUCACCUUCACCAAGUAUGAGUGGUUCGAGGAGUGGAAGGACAAACAGGUCCACAAGAGGGGAGAGGACUACGAGGAGCUGAAGAAGACCUUCGUGGACAGCGUCCUGAGCAUUGUCUUCAAGCUCUAUCCUCGCAUCGAGGGCAGGGUGAGGCUCUCUGCUCCCCAGCUCCUCUCCUGCUUCCUGCCUAUCUUGAGCCAGCCUGCAAAGAGUCUGAGGCUCAGCAGCAAUGCAUGCCCCUUGCUGCCAAUGCUGCAGCUCAGGCUCAGCUCCAAGCUCCUUGCCCCUUGCUGCCAAUCCAUGCCCCUUGCUGCCAAUCCAUGCCCACUGCAGCCUGCAAAGGCUCUGGCUCAGCUGCAGCUGAGGCUCAGCUCCAAGCUCUUUGCUGCUGCCAAUCCAUGCCCCUUGCUGCCAAUCCAUGCCCACUGCAGCCUGCAAGGCUCUGGCUCAGCUGUAGCUGAGGCUCAGCUCCAAACUCUUUGCUGCUGCCAAUCCAUGCCCACUGCAGCCUGCAAGGCUCUGGCUCAGCUGCAGCUGAGGCUCAGCUCCAAGCUCCUCAAUGCUGCUGCCAAUCCAUGCCCCUUGCUGCCAAUCCAUGCUCCUUGCUGCCAAUCCAUGCCCACUGCAGCCUGCAAAGGCUCUAGCUCAGCUGCAGCUGAGGCUCAGCUCCAAGCUCCUCAAUGCUGCUGCCAAUCCAUGCCCCUUGCUGCCAAUCCAUGCCCACUGCAGCCUGCAAAGGCUCUGGCUCAGCUGCGGCUGAGGCUCAGCUCCAAGCUCUUUGCUGCUGCCAAUCCAUGCUCCUUGCUGCCAACCCAUGCCCACUGCAGCCUGCAAAGGCUCAGCUGCAGCUGAGGCUCAGCUCCAAGCUCUUUGCUGCUGCUGCCAAUCCGUGCCUGCUGCAGCCUGCAAAGGGUGUGGCUGAGCUGCACCUGAGGCUCAGCUCCAAGCUCCUCGAUGCUGCUGCCAAUCCAUGCCCCUUGCUGCCAAUCCAUGCCCACUGCAGCCUGCAAAGGCUCUGGCUCAGCUGCAGCUGAGGCUCAGCUCCAAGCUCUUUGCUGCUGCCAAUCC
Molecule: messenger RNA, 2547 nt
Organism: Pogoniulus pusillus (Red-fronted tinkerbird)
Lineage: Eukaryota; Metazoa; Chordata; Aves; Piciformes; Lybiidae
Gene: RETSAT
Product: retinol saturase
Exons: 9
Coding region: 88-2331 (747 amino acids)
Biological process (GO): retinol metabolic process
Cellular component (GO): endoplasmic reticulum membrane
Molecular function (GO): all-trans-retinol 13,14-reductase activity
Source: RefSeq, a predicted model, not a curated record